This is a messenger RNA of Venturia canescens, 6059 nucleotides long. RefSeq names its product Tyrosine-protein kinase transmembrane receptor Ror (gene Ror). NCBI's taxonomy places the organism in Eukaryota, Metazoa, Arthropoda, Insecta, Hymenoptera, Ichneumonidae. The transcript is spliced from 14 exons. Gene Ontology annotation, cellular component: signaling receptor complex; plasma membrane. Gene Ontology annotation, biological process: multicellular organism development; positive regulation of neuron projection development; cell surface receptor protein tyrosine kinase signaling pathway. Bases 789 to 4217 code for a protein of 1142 amino acids. Gene Ontology annotation, molecular function: transmembrane receptor protein tyrosine kinase activity; ATP binding; Wnt-protein binding. The record is from RefSeq and is a predicted model, not a curated record.
GUUUCAGUGUCGCGCGAUACGUCAACGUGCACGGUGCUCGUUCCUGCCUUCGUGCUGCUUUUCUACAAUUCUACAUCGAAUUUCUACAAAACUUGUGUGCACAUGUGAGAAUCGAUGCGUUGAAUAUUACAAUAAACAAUUCUAAUCCGUAGUCCCCGCUACUAAUGGACAUAAAACAAUCGCAAAUUGGUUAUAACGAUACAGAGAAACCCGAAUUUUGUUAACGUGCUUUGAUGACAGAAAACAUUGGGCUUCGAUCGAACCAUCGUAAUAUUACGAAUCAAGUAAUAACAACAAUCGUAAAUAUCGGUGAUUUUCGAAUUGAAUAAUAAUCAGUAAAUGAUAUAAAAAGUUGAAUGAGAAUUAAGGGAAUAAAUUGUUAUAAUUAAUGCUGAAGUGGUGAUAAAUACGAGAGUGAUAUAAAAAUCGGAUGCAGUGGGAUUUUUUCCGUCGACUUGUCAAGUGAGAUUAAAAACACGUCACUAUGUAAUGUAACCGCACCGGAAAAGUGUGCGUCUAUGUGUCAUUCGUUUCGUCGCGUUUAUUCUCCGGCGAAUCUUUCAUAAACGCGAAUAGAUAGAAAAUAUCGUUCGAGUCGUUAUUCGCGGUGACAAAAUUUCGAACAAAGUGCCGUGUCCUUUUUUUCUCCCGCGAUGAAUCCAAGGUUGGGAGAUUUCUGUUGCACUGUCGUGGUUUAAGCAUUCGGACACUUCCCCGUUCGUCACGAGGACAUCGAGCUCGGCUAAAUAACAUUUUCACGUCGACGUUGCGAGACUCUGUUUGUCAACAUGUUGCUGCGGAGGGAACCGGCUGUUUGUGGACUCCUCGUGAUGGUACUCGUCGUUACAGCUAAAGGUGGAAAAAUCGAAGGAGAAGAAGGCGAAGCAGAAGCAGAGGAUUACAGCACGUAUGCGGACUACAACGACGUCGCGGAGGGCGUAAGCAACGGUACUACGGAGGCAGACACGACGCGUCUCGAGGCCGAUGAACGAGGUCUCAAGUUCGUCAAUUCCCUCGAGAACCUUACGAAAGACGAGGGUGAUUCGGCUCACAUGCGUUGCGAAGUUAUCGGUGAACCGUCACCAACGAAAUUUCAAUGGUUCAAGGACAAAGUUCCGCUGGUCGGUGAAUCUGGGAGGAUUUCCAUCAAGAAGAUCCCCGCUCAGGGUCACGAUCGAGCGGAUAAAAAGUUUUCUGGGACUCGUCUCAAGAUAAAUAGACUGCAGGCCAGUGACAAGGGGCUGUACACCUGUCGAAUCGGUAGCGGAAAGGAUCAGAUCGAGAGCUCAGCAGUUCUCAGCAUCGACGUCGAAGAAGCAUACGAUACUGAAAACCAUGAUGUUGUUGAACAUCAAGGAAACGUUCCAGCCAUGCCACACUUUUCCGAUCUACUAGACGAUACCGAUGACGAAAGUGAACCAGACACUUCAAGAAUGGAAGUGCCGACACCGCACAAUACAUUCAUCGCCAACACUAAUCCGUUUAAACUGUUAUCGCCAAGUCCAGAUUCUACAAGUACACAACCGAACCCAGAUUUCGGUGCCCGCAGUGGCCUUAGCAAUGUCAAUACGGAUCAAAUGCACAGGCCUUUUGAGACACCAGCGUCAAUGCCUGGCCGCAAAGUUAUACAAGAAGGAGUUUGCGAGUUGUAUACCGGGAAAAUCUGUGAACAAUUUGUGGGCAACAAAUCGAUUUACGUUCCACAUCCCAUGACGCAAAAAACACUGGAGGACAAAUUAGUGCAGGCUUUUCAAGUUAUUUCGUUUUCAAAUGAAGUAUCACCAAAUUGUCAAGCCUAUGCAAAGCCAUCGCUGUGUUAUUCAGCAUUUCCCAUCUGUCGAGAUCCUCCGAUAGGACAGAAGCCAAAAAACUCGGAGGCGAGUACACAACUGUUUAAUCUGCUGAAUUCGAACCAAGCAGAAAGUUCAGACGACUUCGAGAACGAGGACAACAGCGAUGAAAUUGCGCGUCCAGGUAGAAUUCUUCGAAAACGGAGUCCGCAAUACACACCUCGAGCGGAGUUCACCCUAGACAAAGACGGCAAGAUACCUACCGGCAAAAUGAUUAGCCAAAGCUAUGGAAAUCCAAAUUCUGCAAAGAGAAUAUUGCUGAAUCGUAAAUUACGAAGGAUAUGUCGUCAGGAGUGCGAAAUGCUUGAAAACGAACUCUGUCAAACGGAAUAUGCAAUUGCCAAACGACAUCCUCUCAUUGGCCAAGUCCCAUUAGUCGAGUGCUCCGAUUUACCCCUCGAUGACUCCAAAGAAGCGAGCGAUUGCUUGACGCUUGGAAUUUCCACUCACAAUAACGUACGGAAAAACGAUCUGUGUUAUGGAAAUGGAGCAUCUUACCUGGGUGUUGUAAAAACCAGUUUUUCUGGUCGAUCUUGUCUGCUUUGGACGAGUCAAUACUUACGUGCUGAAGACCGUCGCGAACUUGCUGGACGCCUGUCUUAUUGCAGUAAUCCCGGUGACCCAACCAGUCAACCCUGGUGUUACGUUAACAUUAAUAACAAAGCCCAAAAAGAACAUUGUAACAUACCAAUUUGUGUUAAAGUUGAAAAUCUUUGGAUCUACGGAGUUGUUGGUUGCGUUUUGACGGGAGGAUUUAUCAUCGUUCUUGUAUUUUUUUGCUGUUGCUAUAGGAGCAGAAAAUCUCGCGGGCAGUCGAAUCAUUUGCCAUCGAAUAAAAUAAUAACUGGAAUACAGUGCGAUAAGAAUAUUUACGAUGGUAGACAAAGCGUAACUCAGCCGAUGGAAAUGAGUUCUUUGCUGGCUGCACCCGGAAACACGACUCCAGGGACAGGAACCUUGAGCAGCGGUAGCAGUCGAACUUCGAACAACAGAGUACCGCAAUUUGCGGUUAACAACGUUGUGUUCAUUCAGGAAUUAGGAGAAGGAGCUUUUGGAAAAGUAUAUAAAGGUGAAUUACAAACGGGCAACAAAUGCGAUGAGUCAAUUUACGUUGCGGUUAAAACACUCAAGGAAAAUGCGAGCCCGAAAACUCAGAGCGAUUUCAAGAGAGAAGUCGAUUUAAUGACGGAUCUUCGACAUCCCAAUAUUAUUUGUCUCCUCGGUGUUGUUCUCACGGGUGAACCAAUGUGUAUGCUUUUCGAAUACAUGACCCAAGGAGAUUUGCACGAAUUUCUCAUCCGUUAUUCUCCGAGAUCGGAUGUUACGCUGAACAAUGGGACUGGCAAAAUUUUGGAACAACCUGAAUUUUUACACAUCGCCCUUCAAAUUGCGUCGGGAAUGGAGUACUUGGCCGGCCAUCAUUACGUUCAUCGUGAUUUGGCAGCGCGAAAUUGUCUCGUCGGCGAUAACCUCACAGUGAAAAUAUCCGACUUUGGUUUGUCUCGUGAUAUCUAUAGCAGCGAUUACUACAGGGUACAAUCGAAGAGUCUGUUACCAGUACGCUGGAUGCCACCGGAGUCCAUAUUGUAUGGAAAAUUCACCACAGAAUCAGACGUUUGGAGUUUUGGCGUUGUGCUGUGGGAAAUUUAUAGUUACGGUUUGCAGCCUUAUUACGGCUACAAUAAUCAAGAAGUGAUCGACAUGAUUCGGUCGAGGCAACUGUUGCCGUGUCCGGAGGAUUGUCCAACGAUGAUUUACAGUCUGAUGAUAGAAUGUUGGCACGAAGUAGCUAACAGGAGGCCUCAGUUUCCGGAGAUACAUCAUCGUUUGCACAAUUGGUACACAAAUCAGACUUACCUGAGCGAUUUUCGUAACGAAUCGAUGUCAGGUUACGCGACGACGAAUGGAAAGUCAUCGAACAAGAUGAGCAUAACACCGAGUUUCAAAAGUGAUUCGUUGACUCGAAACGACACAACGUUCAAGGGAAACGGGGAGCCGAUGAUUUGCAAUUUGGCCGAUCACAACAAUCCGCUUAAAAUUCCAGCGAAUCCGUGUUACACGAGUUCGAAUACGAGUCUGGAUCAUCGACACCAACAUUGCAACUACGGCGAGCAUCCGACGCCGUCGCGAGUAGCAUCGUUGCAUCAAUCCAAUGGGAAUUCGAACAUCACCGAAUUCGAGGAAAAACAAUGUUGUUCGCCGAAAUUAAGCGGAGCAAAGAAAGUUUUGCCCACGGUGCCUCAACAGCAUUGCCCUAAAAUAAAUAACGGUCUUAACGGCACGAGACCGAUGCAAAACGGUGCUCAACUCGUCGUGAGAUUGCCCGAUCCUAGCAAAGUCACGACCGAAACUAGACUAUCGAAAUGAGGGCCCAAAUCCUCAAAAUUUCGUGCAUUUUCCACUGAACAACAACUAACACUCACACACCCACACAUACUAAUAAAACCUAUUGAACUUUUUUCAAACGCAAAUAACGUGCGUUGAAAACGAAAAAGUAUUUUUCACCGGAAGAAACAAUAAGAGUCUGAUGGAAAUGUGUUAUCUUUUUCAUUUUUUCCAUCGCUCAAACUCUUUACAAAUCAUCGACUGACUGAAUAUGCUACAAAAAUACGUAUUCUUUAUUAUUUAUUUAUACGAAUUUUGUAUACAUCGAUCUCUCUUAAUACGCGUACGAAAGAUCAAAAGUAUUUCGAUUACAAUACUCUCGUCAUUCGAACGCCUCUUGUAUUAAUUUACAAAACACAAAUGUCGAAAAUUACGAGAGUCUCGUAUUAACGCUACAAGAAAAAAAAAAACAUUUGGAAAGAGAACACGAGAAAAACGAUAUCGAAUUAUAUCGUUGUUGGAGUAUUACGAAUUAUAGAAAUAGUAACUUCUGCAUUGCCCUCUCUCUCUCUUUCUCACUCGCUAACGAAUAAAAAUAACCAAAAGACACGAUAUUAACGAUGAAACCAAUGGAAAUAAAUAAUUUUAAAAAAUAAUUGAUACGUGUUUCUACCAAUACGCAAUUAAAAAGAAUAAUAAACCGGUGUUUAAGAAUAAGUACGCAAGGAAUAAAUUUCCACUUUGAUGUACCAAACGAGCUAUCGAAAAACUUGAUCUCCGAUGAUGAAAAAAAAGGAAUAAAAUGUGAAAAAAAAAAAGAGAAGAGGAGGGUGAAACCUCGCGAAGAGGGCUACAAUCCUUUGCGGAUCGGAGCCUAACAACGAGACAGAAGAGAGAGAAGAUAAAAACGAAAGAAAUGGGUGAUGGAAAACGAAUGGAUAUGUAUAAAUCGUGAGGGCGAGAAAAAUUAAAACUUCGUACACUUUGUGUAUACAUGUAUAGAGGAUAGUCCGUACCGACCAGUUGAACGCGAGGCGAAAAGUCUUAUAUUUUACUUCGUCCUUCGUGGGCGAAUUUUCCAAAGAAACGCAGCCCGAAUUAACGUGUAAUGACAAAAGCACCUCGCGUCUUGCUGGAAUGAAAUAGUACGAAUUUUAGUAUCUAAAAGACGAGCGAAGAAAAAGGCGAAAGCUGCAGAUAUUGGCGGGUGAAAAUUGCAAGUAUCAUUAGAUAUUUUCCCCCCGUUUUGGCAGAUGUGAGGAACAAGAAGAAAAAAAAGCGAAUCAUCGUGGCUAUGUAUGUUAUAAAGGUGCGGAGUGUGUAUGAUACUUUUUUACACGUUUUUCCUUGUUUUUUCUUUCUUUCUGUUAUUUUUUAUUUUAUUACGAAAAUGUUCAUUAUUGUAUCAAAAAGAGGAAUUAAUUGAGCACUCGUUUCGACAAUUCAUCGUUGCUCGAAUCAGUGAUUUUCUCGUUUCUCUACGAAAUGUUAGAUUCUAGGUACUAAAAAGAGAAAACUAAAGACGACGAUUCCCAUUGUUUGAACUUUUAAUCAAUGAGGCGAAGAAUUUCGAAAAAACGAAAAAAGAAACAACAAAAAUAAAACAAAAUAAAUUCUUUGAGAGACUGACGAAUGCAUUGCGAGACUCUUAACGAUAAAAUAAUAUUAAAAUAUAUGAUUGAAUGUUUGCACGAGUUUGGGAAAUACGAAACUCGUAACUUCUAGGUAUUAAUUAAUUUAUAUUGAACAAUUUAUUGCGAAAUGCGAGGAUCUUAUCAUGUAAGUUCUUUAUAUAUAUAUACACACAUAUAUAUGUAUAUAUCUCUAUAUAUACAUAUAUAUUCGAUCAAAUAUAAUAUGCAUUUCAUGUUUUUUGUAAAACAA